ACUUCCUUCCCUAUCCAGGCCGAGUACUGGACCAAGCCCCCUUUAAUUUCCCAUGACUCCCCGCGUCCUCAAGCUCCGCCCUCAGUCUCCCAGCCCCGCCCCGAAGCUUGAGGGGUGUGGAUGGUUUGUGACCCCCUCACCUGACCCUACCCCUCACGGACUGGGAGAGCUGGGCUUGGGCGGGGCAGCCCGGACCUGGUAGUCCUUUGGCUCGGGUGAGCCCACGGGCCCCUCUCCAGCGUCGCGAUAAUAGGGUCGCUGAGACGCGGAGCCUUCUUAGAAAAGGCUGGGCCGGGGACCCCUCCUCAUUGCGCGGUCAGAGUCUCUCACAGGCUGCGGAGAGAGCAGAGGCCUCUGAGGCUGGAGGCCUGGAGUCCUACCCGGCCCAUCCCCACGAAAUUGACCAAUAUCAGUGCCAGUCGUUUCGCCUCUGUUCGUCGCAAUUUCCUUUUCUGUAAAUCGGGGUUAAUGACACUAACCUGCUUACCAUCAGGGGUUAGUUGUGGGAGUGAUAAAUAAUCGCUACCAUUUUUUUACUGAACAUUUGCAAUGUGCCAAGCACUGUGCUAAGUAUUUUGCUUCGAUGAUUUUACGUCAUCUUCAAAACAGCUUUAUGAGCGUGGACCCAGUCAGCAACAAGGCCAUGGAGCUCUCUGAUGUCACCCUCAUUGAGGGUGUGGGUAAUGAGGUGACGGUGGUGGCAGGUGUGGUGGUGCUGAUUCUAGCCUUGGUCCUAGCUUGGCUCUCUACUUACGUAGCAGACAAUGGUAGCAACCAGCUCCUGGGCACUAUUGUGUCAGCCGGUGAAACAUCUGUACUCCACCUGGGGCAUGUGGACCAUCUGGUGUCAGGCCAAGGCACCCCAGAGUCAACUGAACCCCCCCAUCCAUCAGAGGUAAAUGAUGAGAAGGCUGAAGAAGCUGACGAAGGUGGGGGAGACUCCAUGGGGGAGCCUGGAGCUGGGAGUGAUGUUGAGCCCAGCCUUGAGCAUCUGCUUGACAUCCAAGGCCUGCCCAAAAGACAAGCAGGCCCAGAGAGCAGCAGUCCAGAGGCCCCCCUGAGACCUGAGGAUAACACCUGCCUCCCUCCCAGCCCUGGACUCAUCAAUGUGCGGCUCAAAUUCCUCAAUGACACCGAGGAGCUGGCAGUUGCCAGGCCAGAGGAUACUGUGGGUGCCCUGAAAAGCAAAUACUUCCCUGGACAAGAGAGCCAGAUGAAACUGAUCUACCAGGGCCGCCUGCUGCAGGACCCAGCCUGCACACUGCGUUCCCUGAACAUUACCGACAACUGUGUGAUCCACUGCCAUCGCUCACCCCCAGGGUCAGCUGUUCCAGGCACACCAGCCUCGCUGGGCCACUCCUCAGCCACUGAGCCACCCAACCUCGGUGUCAACGUGGGCAGCCUCAUGGUGCCUGUAUUUGUGGUGCUCUUGGGUGUGGUAUGGUACUUCCGUAUCAAUUACCGCCAGUUCUUCACAGCACCUGCCACUGUCUCUCUGGUGGGGGUCACUGUCUUCUUCAGCUUCCUAGUAUUUGGGAUGUAUGGACGAUAAGGACAUAGGGAGAAAAUGAAAGGCAUGGUCUUCCUCCUUUAUGGCCUUUCCCCUUUCCUAGCCCGAGCUGGGCCAAGGGCCUGGAAGGGAGGGGUGGAAAGGAUGUGGGUGCCCCCUGCAUAGGACAAAGGAGGCAGGUACAGGGCUUCUCCUUCGUGUCCACAAGGGUACAGACGUCCCUCUGCAAGCAGAACUCAGGUAGAAAUGAGGUCAUCUUCCCUCACUUUCUAGGGUCCUGAAGGAGUUCAGAGCUGAUGGCCCAGCUCAGUGGAGAGCCUGGGCUCUGAGGAUUCCCUCCCAGCUACGGCCCUAUCUUUUCCUGGUGUCCUGCAUGUCUGCUACCCAGCCCCCAAGGGCCGCCUGUCAGGGCAGCUCGGCAUGGCCCCAGCAUACUUCCGUCGGGAACCUGGAGUAUCCUUCAAUUCCUUAGUCAAGGAUCAGUCAUUUUGAGACUAAAAUGACACAGGCAGGAAUGAAGAUUGUGCCAGCUUUCCUAAAAGCACCUAGUCUUCCUCCACUUCUGUAGCAGAAAUAGGGCGUUCUCCACAUUCUGGGCAGUUUUCCUUGUUCUCCCUUCUUUCAAAGCACUUUGCUUGUGUUUUGUUUUUUUUUUUUUAAUAGUCCUUUAUAGAGCCCAAUCAGGAAGGGGAUCAGGGCACAAAGCCAAGCCCCCAGCAUGCGGAGAGGCCAGGCUACAGCUGCUGCUACCCUAGGCCUGAGGCUGUGAGAGACAGCGCUGGCCCUCAGCCAGCAUCCUACCCUGCCCAGCUCCCAAGGACUAGCCAUGGGUAUGGUGCACUGGGCUCUAGGCCCCUGCUUCUGGGGUUCUUGGAUGGAGGGUCAGUGUCUGUGACUGAAUAAAGUUCCAUUUUAUGGCUGUGGAGCCUCCCGUGA
Messenger RNA from Choloepus didactylus (southern two-toed sloth), 2446 nucleotides. RefSeq names its product transmembrane and ubiquitin like domain containing 2 (gene TMUB2). Gene Ontology annotation, molecular function: protein binding. The record is from RefSeq and is a predicted model, not a curated record. NCBI's taxonomy places the organism in Eukaryota, Metazoa, Chordata, Mammalia, Pilosa, Megalonychidae. Bases 584 to 1552 code for a protein of 322 amino acids. The transcript has 3 exons.